Molecule: messenger RNA, 1472 nt
Organism: Cuscuta campestris
Lineage: Eukaryota; Viridiplantae; Streptophyta; Magnoliopsida; Solanales; Convolvulaceae
Source: the annotation of a GenBank genome assembly
ACCCUGCAAACCCCUCCUAUAAAUGGGCGCUGCAACUCAUCACUCUCCAUCACCAUCCUACAAUAACAUAUUCAUCAUACGAAAAAAAGUAGUGAGUUUUGGGGAAAAAAAUAUAUAAUUAAUGAUGAGUUCAAAGUUGUUCCUCUUCCUUGGCCUUUCUUUGGCCGUUUCUCUCCUCAUUGCUUCUGAGGUCUCGGCCAGGGAAUUGGCCGAGACUAUGGUUCAUGCUUCCUCUGACAGUAAGUACAUGCAUGAAUAUCGUUUAAUUUUCUGCAUCUAUGAUACGAAUAAUAUAAAUUUGAAUUUUUUUCAUUACAAAUUUUGAUGUUUUUGUGUGUAAAAAUUUAUUAACUUUAACUUGUUUUAGAAAAUUUUGCUCAUAUAAGACUAAACGAUAGUAUGUUUCCCUGAAAAGGACUAAGAACAUUUUAUUCUCUUUAUGUCACAUAAUUUUAUAUGAUCUGCCAUAUAUGUUCUCAUUAACAAAAAAUAUUGGACAAUGGCUGAUUACGAAUGACUCUACGAAUAUGGUCGUUUGCUAUACAAAUGGCUCUACGAAUGUGGUCAUUAGCAACAAGUAUUAAAUAAUUGUAUUAGAUAAUGACUAAUUAUUUUAAUGACUAUUAAAAUCUUUUUUAAUAAUGUCUUAUUUUACUUGAAUUAUGUAAUUGGUCAUUUUUAUUAAAGGCAUGACAUUUUGGAACUUUGUAUUGCGCUUUGUUUUACAAUACGCCAUGCAUGCAUGCAUUAUACGCCUCUAUCUAUCUUAUUUUUGAGUAAAAAUAAUAAGUACGGAGUAUAAAAAUCAUUAUGCUUUGGUACAGCAACCGAAGCUGAUAAAAGAAAUGAGCACAUAGACGGAUACGGACAUGGCGGGCAAUACGGAGGCGGCGGUGGGCACUACAGAGGCGGGGGCGGGCACUAUGGAGGCGGCGGCGGGCAAUAUGGAGGUGGUGGCGGGCACUAUGGAGGUGGCGGCGGGCACUAUGGAGGCGGUGGCGGAGGAGGACACUGCAGAUACGGUUACUGCAGAUACGGGUGCUGCGGGUAUAAGGGGGAGGCGGCUGAUAUUGCGGCGGCGGCGGAGCCUUAAUUUAACAAAUAAUAAAAGCCAAUUAUUCGAUCAUCCCAUGCAGCUAUAUAUACGUACUACACUGGGAUUCGAUCGAUAGAGCUUGCUUCCAUGGGGGUGCACUACGUAUACUGGGACAUGCAUGCAUGUGUCUUUGUAUAUGUAUUUGUAUUUCUUAUAAUAAUUAAUCUCUAUCUCUGUGUGUGUGGAGGACAUGUAACAAUAAUGGUUAUACAGUGGUGUUGUACGUAUUGCACGUACCGUACCUCUUUCUCUAAUGUAUUAAUUAAUGUUCAAUAAUAAGUGCUACUCAUCCCCCCAUUUAGAUUAUUGGUUGUUCAAUUCCACCAUCUGCUAGGCACAACAUCUAUUUGCCCAAUAAUCAACUAUUAAUGACCUA